Sycon ciliatum is the source of this 2002-nucleotide messenger RNA. Its product is annotated as mitochondrial substrate carrier family protein J-like. The transcript has a single exon. Bases 283 to 1401 code for a protein of 372 amino acids. Gene Ontology annotation, cellular component: mitochondrion. Lineage: Eukaryota; Metazoa; Porifera; Calcarea; Leucosolenida; Sycettidae. Gene Ontology annotation, biological process: transmembrane transport; branched-chain amino acid catabolic process; branched-chain amino acid transport. Gene Ontology annotation, molecular function: branched-chain amino acid transmembrane transporter activity. The record is from RefSeq and is a predicted model, not a curated record.
ACUCGAUAGUGCAGGUGGGCGAGUGUUCCAGCAAUUUUCUGAAUUCUCCCAACAUUUGAUGCUCUUGAUUGCAUUCAAGUUUGUCGUUGUCGCCUUUUGCUUUGUGAUCUGCUUCCUGAGAUGUGAGUAGAGCAAGUGGGAGUGAAGAGAUAAUAAUCAUAGAUGAUGCAGUAAUGGAGUGCAGCUAACGCUGUUCGUUUUCUUCUUUUGGAACAAGGUGAUGUUGCGAAACACAACUCUUUCUCUUCGUAGUUAUACUAGUACUUCUAUUGGUCUUGUUUGAUGGCUGGCAUGGAUAAUGGACAACAAGUAAUCGGCUGGGACGAUCUGGACAAACGUAAGCUGUACGUUAUCGGUCCAACGUUUUCACUUGCAGUGCGUGCUCUGUUGUACCCACCUAUGCUGAUCAAGACCAGACUUCAAGUUCAAAAUUGCCCUUACAAGGGCACGUUCGAUGCAUUCAGCAAGGUCGUGAAGCUAGAAGGGUUUAGGGCGCUGUACAAAGGAUUUCCCACGAACUGCAUGGGCCUGGGUGUUGGCCAAGUAUAUAUCACAACGUACGAAAUCAGUCGAAAGCAUGCCACCGGGUUUGGUUUCAGCCAUGGUUGGAACAACUUCAUUGCUGGUGCAGCUGCUUCCACCAUCAGUCAAUGCCUUAUUGUGCCUAUUGAUGUAGUAACUCAGCUUCAGAUGAUACAAGGGCAGGUUGGAACCGCUUCCAAUAGCACAGCAGCUUCCACGUCAGCGAAGCAUGUUCGUUCAACUUCAGGCAGCGGCUCAACUAAGCCCACGGGCGCUGGUGCUACUGUAGAACAACGUCGGCUCUUGCACACGGAACCAGCUCGGGGGCCAACUGUGCCUGAUGCUCCGCCAUCAUCACCCGUGAAUUCCAACAAACGCACUUCAUCCGAGUCAGCUCGUGCCAGCGGUGCUGGUGCAGGCGCGAAGUCGGGUACAGCCGGCGUUCAAAGUGCGCGCCAGAUCGCCAUGAAUUUGUACCAAACAGAAGGCGUCCGUGGCCUGUACCGAGGAUAUUUCGCAUCCUUACUGACCUAUGUGCCAAGUAGUGGUAUUUGGUGGGGCAGCUAUGGAAUGCUGUACUCGUAUUCGAAGACCUCUGCCAUGCUGAGUGCUGUGCCUUUGCCGUUGAUUCACGCGGUCUGCGGCGGAAUGGCGGGGUGUAUUGCAUCGGUCACGACUAACCCUCUGGACGUGGUACGCACACGGCUGCAGGUGGAGGGAUCCCGCUCCGGUUGGAAGACCGUGCAGACACUCUGGCGAGAGGAAGGUCCUCGGUGGUUGGCACGUGGCGUUGUAGCUCGCAUCAUGUCGGCAGUGCCGUCCGGUGCGGUGAUCAUUGUCAGCUAUGAGACGGUCAAGCGCCUUAGUGUGCGGACUUGAUUGUGCGUGUUCCCUUGCACCGACUGGUGCUUGUUGUUGUUGUUGUUUUCAUCAGCCGCUAUGCAGGAUGUAGCGGCCCUGAAAGCCUGGUGCUCCAUGUAUGAAAAGUCUUCAUCUCAUUCUGUCCAGAUAUUUAUUUGCCAUAAGAGCAGCCGGUAGACCGUGUUUUAUUCUUGUGCUCACUUCCCUACGUGCUUGUUAGCGCGUGGUGCUUCUGUGGUGUGCAUUUCAUUUCAUAUUGGUCUGAUCUACCUUGAUGUGAUGUCCUCCUGGCGUUGAAGUGUACUAGUAUGCGUGCUGUUUCUUCAUUAACACUUAGACACUAUCCUAGAGCUACGUGCUAUAUUAUUGUUCUAUUCAUAUUUAUUUUUUAUAGGAAUUUUCUAUAACGCACGUAUGUGUGUGUGUGUGUUUUACCCUGUGGGCACGUGCAACACCUCUUCUUGUUUGAUAUGAAAUUCUAGUAUUUUCCCCCGCCCUAUUGGGCUGAGUUACUUUACCAUCUCUGUUCAGUGGUGUGCGUAUGGCGUUCCUGCUUUUAUUACCGUAAGUUUUACAAUUCCGCAAGACUUGUGUUCACUAGCAUUCCCAUCUGUCAGUG